This is a messenger RNA of Ostrinia nubilalis (European corn borer), 1469 nucleotides long. Its product is annotated as zinc finger protein 567-like. NCBI's taxonomy places the organism in Eukaryota, Metazoa, Arthropoda, Insecta, Lepidoptera, Crambidae. The transcript has 7 exons. The record is from RefSeq and is a predicted model, not a curated record. The coding region runs from base 27 to 1343 and encodes 438 amino acids.
UAAACGAUGGGUCUUCAGAAAUUGAUAUGUACGAAGGCAAAGCAAAUGAUGAUAUAAAUAAUGAUACUGAGUCAAUAAAUGAUGAUAACGAUGAAAUUAAUGAUGUUCCAAAUAACGAAGCUAAAAUUAGCGACAAUCCAACAGUUUAUGCUGAUAUAUUAGAGCCUAAACUUACAAUAAAAAAAGAGAGACAUAAAAGUGUAAAAUCGAAAGGAAUGAAAAGAAAAGCUGUCAAAGUUGAAUUAAAUGAAGAAGAAUUGAAUGAAAAGUUCGCUGUAGUUGUGUACACUGAAGAAGAAAUGCAAAAGCUUAGAGAAGAGAAAAGAAGUCAUCCCAAUUUUAAGAAGAUACCAUAUAAAUGCGAGAGCUGUGUUCUUGGGUUCACGAAGAAAGAGAACUUAGAUGUACAUUUGGAGAAGAAUCAUAAUCAAAGUAACCUAUACACCUGUGCCGUGUGUCUCUCGCGGUACUCGAACAAGGGACCUCUCUCUCGACAUAUCAGGUCUCACUAUGCGCGAUACAAGUGUACCUUCUGCGCUUACGAGACGCGCGAGGGUUGGGCCGCGUCGCGUCACUGUCGCGUCACGCACGCGUCAGAUGCUACAGGGCGGUUACACUGCCCGCACUGUGGCAAGGAAACCAGCACUAAAGAAGAACUAUCCGAGCACAUAAGAACGCAACACGUGUUGUAUUGCAAUGAGUGCGGCGAAAAAUUCAAAGGAAAACACACUCUAAGGACUCACAUGUCUCGAAUCCACGGCGUCAAAAGAGAGUUCGUCUGCGACAUAUGCAACAAACCUUUUAAAACGAAGACUCGACUGGAAUCCCAUAUGGUGACACAUAAUUCUGCCCUCGCCAAGAAACUGGCCUUCUGUGUGACGUGCCAAGUUCAGUAUAAGAAUAUAUACGUGUACAGAAACCAUUUGAAGAAUAGCGCCAACCACUCCGAGAGAGCGUACCCGUGUCCGGAGUGCAAAAAGAAAUUUGUGUCAAACGUGUACCUGAAGAAACACUACAACUUCUACCAUCUGCAGAAAUCACAAUUCAACUGUGAUAUUUGUAAUAAGCUGUUCAUAUCUGACUGGCGCUUGAAGAAUCAUAAACAAAAACAUCAUGGCCUCAGUCGACCCAGGGACCACACUUGCAAUAUCUGCGGGAAGAAAUUCUUUACGCUGUCGACGCUCCGAGGCCACCAGCUCACGCAUUCCCCGCGGCGCUCGUUCCUGUGUGAAGGUUGCGGAGACACGUUCAGACAGCGGCCGGCUCUGUACACUCAUGUUCGCCGCGUACAUGGAGAGACAAACGGGAAACGGGGAGCGGGACCAACAAAUCUGGGGGCGUAAAAUGAAUUUACGUCAAACGCUUUCGAUAUCUUUGUUAUUUAUUUAUUACUUUUUGUGUCAAUUUUAAACGUUAGCAACAUUGUAUCAUCCUUCAAGUUGAGAAGUGAAUCUGAGAAUAAAGUAAUU